UAUAAAUAGUAAUUCCGUAAAUAUAAAAUUUUAUUCGCGUCUUGACAACAACAUAUCUUUUAAUAUUUCACCGCUAGUUGUUGAUCAUGUUACGGAUUUAUUACCUACCGCUGUUAUAGACACUUCUGUCUUAUCGCAUAUUUCGCAUUUACCGCUCGCAGAUGAGAGUUUUGGUACGCCAAAUAAAAUCGAUUUAUUAAUCGGUGCUUCUCUGUUCCCUCAUCUGCUUCUCCCCGACGUAGUUCAUGCAGCUCGUGACUCGUCGGCGCCCGCUGCAUUGCGCACGGUGUUAGGCUAUGUAAUAAUGGGUUCAGUACCCACCAUACCUAACAUACAUAAACCGCCCUUGACGUGUUGUCACGUUCAAGAGACCGCCGCUAUUGACUCAUUAGUCAGGCGUUUCUGGGAGCUCGAGGAGCUUCCUACCGCACCGCCCGUUCAACAUCCCGAUGAUGUUGAAUGUGAAGAAUAUUAUAAAUUAACUACAACCCGCGACCCCGUGAGUGGCAGAUAUAUCGUUUCGCUCCCAUUUAAGGAUGAUUUCUACACUCUCGGUGACUCAUUUAAUAUUGCCCGCAAACGUUUCAUGUGCCUUGAAAGAAAGCUACAGGCUUCACCUAAAUUAAGGUUGGCAUAUGAUGACGUCAUAAAAGAUUAUCUAACGAAGAAUUAUAUUUCACCCGCGCCUCCGUAUGAUCCGCGUGACCCUACACCUAUUUAUAUUAUACCGCAUCACGCUGUUCUGCGCGAGGAUAAAUCGUCGACUAAGCUGCGCAUGGUUUUAGAUGCUAGCAUGCCAACUUCUGGAAGCCAGCGUUCAUUGAAUGACCUUCUGCAUGUUGGGCCGAAUCUACAAGGCAAUUUGUUUACAAUAAUUUUAGGUUUUCGUCUCCACGCGAUUGCCAUGACCGCCGAUUGCCGCCAACAAUUUCUGCAGAUUUUCGUGCGUGAGUUUGAUCGUCGUUUUCAAUGUUUUUUAUAUCGUUUCAGCCCGCAGGAUCCGCUGCUUCUUUAUCAAUUUAAUCGAGUUUGCUUCGGCAUCAAGUCUAGUCCUUAUCAUGCACUGCGCACGGUAAGACAGCUCGUAGAAGAUGACGGCGCGAAAUAUCCGCUCGCGAGUAGCAUUGCGUCUUCCUCGUUGUAUAUGGAUGAUAUCGCCUUCUCUAUUCCCACGGAAUGUGAAGCAGUUUCCGCGUCGCAGCAGCUCAUCGAUUUGUUUAAGGGAGCUCAGUGGGAUCUAGUUAAAUGGAAUAGUAAUAGUAGAAAUGUGUUAGAUAAUCUUCCCGCUUCGCACAAACUUUUACCCUCCGCGGUGGAGUUUGACAAAACCGUGCAACAUAAAUUACUUGGUCUGCAUUGGUCUUCUGUUGUUGAUUGUUUUUAUUUUAAAAUUACCGCACCCGCCGAUGUGAUGUGCAGUAAGCGCUCCAUAUUGUCAAUUACCGCCCGUCUGUGGGACAUGAUGGGCUUCGUUGCUCCCACAGUCGUGUAUAACAUCCCAUCAGAUAACUACUACCAUGUUUCUGGUAUUGAAAAUCCCGCUGACGUACUUUCGCGUGGCAUUACGCCACAAAAUCUCGUCUCGCACCCUCUGUGGUUCCAAGGACCCCAGUGGGCUCGUUCGGACCCAUCUGAUUGGCCUCUUAGGAGUCUCGAUGGUGAGUCUAUUGCAGACAUUCCCGAACGAAAAUUAUUCACGCACACUGUGUGCUCGCCUAUAAAGCAUUGCGCUUUAUACGAUACCGCCCUUCGCGUCUCGUCGCGUCGUGUAUUUUAUAUUUAUAGGUUCCUUAUAUUAGAGGAACCUAAUUUCGCUGUAAAUAAAAUUAUUCCUGCCCUGCAAAAUAAAUAUUUUGCAGAGGAGUAUUCUAAUAUACUCUAUUAUAAAUUUUAUUCGCAGGCCUUCAAUCACUUCAAGCCUUUUAUUCGCAACAGACUAAUCCUCAUCGGACGUCUAAGCGAUACCGCCCUGGAAUAUGCACAUAAGCAUCCAGUGAUAUUACCGCGCAAUGAUCACAUAAUUAUCAUGAUCAUUGAUUAUUAUCAUAUUAAAUAUAUGUAUAAUAUUAUAACGAAUUUGUUUCGUGUUAUUUUAAUUACCGCGCUCUUAUUAUCAUUACCCGCGCCGCAAGUCAAAUCUGAUCACGUCAGUUUGCUUGAUAGGCAUUCGCCACUGGACAAGUUAGUCCAGUCGUUUUGGAAACGUUGGAGAUUGGAAUACUUACACGGUCUGCAGGUUAGGCAGAAAUGGAAUACGCCUUCCACACCUAUUAAUCCUGGAACGGUCGUGGUUGUGAUAAAUGAUAAUGCACCGCCCCUAACCUGGCCUUUAGCCGUCGUAGAAAAAGUACAUCCUUCAAAGGACGACAUCGCGCGCGUUUGCACAGUUAGAACCGCCAAGGGAACUUACCUUCGCCCGGUCGUUCGUUUAUGUCCGCUUCCAAGACAAUAG
Colias croceus (clouded yellow) is the source of this 2452-nucleotide messenger RNA. RefSeq lists its product as uncharacterized. The coding region runs from base 305 to 2452 and encodes 715 amino acids. NCBI's taxonomy places the organism in Eukaryota, Metazoa, Arthropoda, Insecta, Lepidoptera, Pieridae. The transcript is spliced from 2 exons. The record is from RefSeq and is a predicted model, not a curated record.